This is a messenger RNA of Gadus chalcogrammus (walleye pollock), 2572 nucleotides long. RefSeq names its product PKc_LIMK_like_unk domain-containing protein. The coding region runs from base 222 to 1217 and encodes 331 amino acids. Gene Ontology annotation, cellular component: nucleus; cytoplasm. The record is from RefSeq and is a predicted model, not a curated record. Lineage: Eukaryota; Metazoa; Chordata; Actinopteri; Gadiformes; Gadidae. The transcript is spliced from 10 exons. Gene Ontology annotation, molecular function: protein serine/threonine kinase activity; ATP binding. Gene Ontology annotation, biological process: actin cytoskeleton organization; protein phosphorylation.
GUAGGAGCGGUGCACAGAGGGUCGUAUGCUGCACGAGCAGCAGCAGCACUGUGCGCGCGGAAGUCGAACCUGCAGUUAACAUCAAAGCGGAUCAAGGCGGCGAUGCGGUGCCUUUAAGGUUGAAACCGGAUUUCAUUUGAACUGUAAACCAGCCCGUCAGAACCCUUGUGUGACCGUCCCUCCAUUCGACCCAUCCGGCCGUUUGUCUUCCCGCCACCGAGAUGCAUAUGAAUAGCUUACUCAAUCAGUGGACGGACGUCCCCAGGAUGUGUGAGGUGGACGUCCCGGCGGAGCCCCCCAGCCCCACCCUGCUGGGGGAGUCGGCGGACUCCUACUGCCAGGCGGACCGCUGGCAGAAGCUCCGCACCGCCGUCCGCAAGCUGGAGUUCUGGGAGAACUUCAGCGCCGAGCUCAUCGGGACCGGCUUCUUCUCCAGGGUGUACAAGGUGAAUCACAGCAGCAGCUGUAAGGUGAUGGUGGUGAAGAUCUACAAGAACGACGUCGACCAGGACAGCAUCGUCCGAGAGAUCAGCCUCCUGCAGAAGCUCUCUCACCCCAACAUCGUCAGAUAUCUCGGCAUAUGUGUCAAAGAAGACAAGUUGUACCCCAUCUUAGAGUACGUGAACGGGGGCAAUCUGGAGGAGCUGCUGGCCAGCCAGGAGGUCCCGCUGUGCUGGAGGGAGAAGGUGGAGCUGGCCUGUGACAUCAGCCGAGGCAUGAUCUACCUGCACUACAAGAACAUCUACCACCGGGACCUCAACUCCAAGAACUGCCUGAUCCGGGUGGGCCCGCGGGGAAGGGAGGCCCUGGUCACGGACUUCGGGCUGGCCCGCGAGGUGGUGGAGCUGCCGGUGAAGGACCCUGACAGGAAGCUGUCCCUGGUGGGCUCCGCCUUCUGGAUGGCCCCCGAGAUGCUGCGCGGGGAACCCUACGACCGCAAGGUGGAUGUGUUCUCCUUCGGCAUCGUUCUGUGUGAAAUCCUGGCCAGGAUCCCCGCCGAUCCAGAAGUACUUCCCAGAACACAGGACUACGGUCUGGACCUGGAGGCCUUCGGGAAGCUGGUGAGCGGCUGUCCCCAGCGAGUCCUGGAGUUAGCCUCGAGCUGCUGUCUGUUGGAGUCCUACAGAAGACCGGCCUUCACAGAGCUUCUGGACGAGCUAGGAGAGAUCGCCGAGAACCUAGACCCGCCCCCCGGGUCGGAGCUGACCACUAGCUGAGCGGCGCGCUCUUUGACGGCUCAACCCUCCAAUCACGUCAAGCCAAGGCAUGAGAACCUCCCUCUCAUCCUGCUACCAGACGUUCUUCACACGGAACAGGACUGAACCGGACCGAACCGGACCAAACUCGAAUAAACUCUAUCCCAGUCUCUUGCUGAGUCGACGGACCCCCGGUUUGGGAUACAAAUGUUUAAAAACUGUUUUGGGAAAGCACAAGGCUUCCUCUAACCUGUCAUGACACUUUGUUUGACCAACUCACACUUUUUUGCGUGACAGAUGUGUAAUUUAAAUAUUUACCGUUCUACUUGGUAGUAUAGUUUGGUUUCAGUUCGUAUGUUAUGUUAUUUUGUGCAUGACUUAUUUUAAACUAACGAAUAUUUGUUACGAGUAUUUUGUUAUUUUUUUCAGUCUCUCCUUCCUUGAAGAACAGCUGAACAAAUUUAUUCGGAUCUUCUCUGCAUUCUUUCUGUCGGCUUCUGACUCUUUUGUUUUGAUGAAUUUGUUGAAAGCAAAGACUCUGCGGCAGAUUGCUUCUAGGAGUAGGAAAAGUUCACAGCUUUCGAAAGGUGUACAGAUCACAGCCCUUCUCACGGCACCAUCGAGAAGGACCUCACACACCAGACACAGGAAAAGGUUCCUGUGGUGGGUGAGGGCCCAUGUGAUGGACAAGUGAAGACCCAUGUGGAUCUUGUCCUGUUCAGAGGACCAGGAUUGGUUUUGUUUUAAUGGCGUCACUAAGAUUGUACAGAUAUUGAACGUGCCUAAAUCGGUCGGAUUCUUCCUCUGCCAUUUUUGUCUUUGCAACCUGAUAUAUUUUUCGAGUGACAGGAAAUGUUUAAUUCAUACAGUAUAUCACUAACAAAUCGCUACAGUAAUCCAAAAUUACACAUUUAUUUACUAGUUUACUUUCCUCUAUUUGUAUGAACUAGCAUAAUCACUUUUGCUGGCAGCUACAAGACAAAGGGAACUCUUUUUUUCUAUGGGUUACCCCUCAAAGUUAUUUUCUUAAGCCUGUUCGGCAGUUGAAUGUGGCCCAGUUUCUAGGAAUCCAAGGAUUAAUAUCCGAUAGUAAAAAACAGAAAAUGUACAGUUUCUUAUUUGACCAAUGUCAACAUGAAGAUAAUCCACAGAAACAUUCUCAGAGUUAUCGUUCAGUCUUUUUUUAUGAAUUAGAUUCGAAAUUCCAGAAAAGAUUGUGUUUUGGUGUGGACAAACAUAGUUUAAUAAUAAUUUUGGAUAUAUGGAUGAAACAACUGUUUAAAUAUAAUCUAUAUUUUGUUGUGGACGAACUUGAAUAUGUUUAAUCAGAGUCAGUAUUUUGAGAACAGAACUAUUAUAUUAAAUCUGAAUGACUG